UGAAAAUGGAUAGUUGCGCAAGCCCUGAAAAGCGUUCGUUCGCCAUCGUUGAAGCGGAUGCCCGCCAAGAGACUAAGUGUGCAAAGAGGCGCCGGAGAUCUCCUUCGUUAGUGACGCUGAGCUACAAUGAACAACAGCAGCAUCCGCAGGCAUUGCAGAUUGAUCCAACUGCUGCUGCUGCUGCUACUACUACAAUCAAGAGGAGCUCAAGGUUCCGAGGAGUUAGCAGACAUCGGUGGACAGGGCGUUAUGAAGCUCAUCUGUGGGAUAAAGGGUCUUGGAAUGUAACACAGAAAAAGAAAGGAAAACAAGUCUAUCUUGGGGCAUACGAUGAGGAAGAAGCUGCGGCAAGAGCAUAUGAUUUGGCUGCCAUCAAGUACUGGGGUACUUCAACCUACACAAAUUUCCCUAUAUCUGAUUAUGACAAAGAGAUAGAAAUAAUGCAAAGCUUAAGCAAGGAGGAAUAUUUAGCCUCUCUGAGAAGGAGAAGCAGCGGCUUCGCAAGAGGUGUAUCCAAGUACAGAGGUGUUGCAAGGCAUCAUCAUAACGGAAGGUGGGAAGCAAGAAUAGGUCGUGUUUUUGGAAACAAAUAUCUAUAUCUUGGUACUUAUGGUACGCAAGAAGAAGCUGCACAUGCUUAUGACAUUGCAGCAAUUGAAUACAGAGGAAUCAAUGCAGUGACUAACUUUGACUUGAGCACUUACAUCAGAUGGCUAAGGCCUGCUGAGAAUGCAGCCGGACAUCAAGCCCUGAUUAGAUCAGAAAACGCAAUUCUGCAAGUCGACUCUAACUACAACAACCUCAAAAAUGAGCCAGAUUUCUCAAAUACCAGUUCCAUCGGCAUAAAAUGUCCUGCAAUAUCUCAGAAUCAUGAAAUCAUAGAAAGGAAGAUGCCUCUCAGCCCUUGUAACAAGGCAACAUCGCCAACUGCGCUAGGCCUCCUCCUCAGGUCUUCCUUGUUUAAAGAACUAGUAGAAAAGACUACCACCACUGCUGCUGCUGAUGCUAACGAAGAAAACAAUGUCAAGCAACGAGCGUGCAAGGGAGGAGACAAUGAGUUUCUGUUCUACAGCACUGGGAAUGCUCAUGAGGUUGCUUAUGAUGCAAAGGGCAAUGGAAUGACUGAGAAAAAUGUUUUGUCCUUGUAUAACAGAACAGCGCAGUCCUUUUGGAACAAUGAGCAAUAUGGGGGAUGAGAGCAUAUUGGAUGUAGGUAUUUUCUACUUAAGUAACUGUAGACUAUGUCAGUUUACAGUUAAAGAAAGACUGUCAGUUUGGAUGCUGAGAUAGCCAACAGCUGUGACAAUAAUAAUAUCUCUUGAUUUGAGGUCAAUAUGAGAUAAGAAACUCCAAGUGGUUUCUGGAGAAUUUAUAGCUAGAUUUGGAACAAACUGGAGAGGUAUUAUGCACAUGCAUAUGUGUGCGUGUGUAUUAUUACAUACCAGAUUUAUAUUUUUGUGAAAAGAAGA
This is a messenger RNA of Sesamum indicum (sesame), 1469 nucleotides long. Its product is annotated as AP2-like ethylene-responsive transcription factor BBM2. Lineage: Eukaryota; Viridiplantae; Streptophyta; Magnoliopsida; Lamiales; Pedaliaceae. Gene Ontology annotation, biological process: regulation of DNA-templated transcription. Gene Ontology annotation, molecular function: DNA-binding transcription factor activity; DNA binding. The record is from RefSeq and is a predicted model, not a curated record.